AUGCCUCCGUCCGCGAGGAGAUCGUCCCAGAGGACGCGCAGGGCGAGGGACCCAAGCCCCAGUCCCGUCCGCGAACUGUCGUCCCCAUCAAGACCUGCCAAGCGCAGAAGAAAGGCGCAACCAGACCCCCCGUCAGAGCCGGCCGAAGAGGAGGACUCUACCCUCACGGUCGAGAACGGUGUCAACCCCGACGAGGCCCUGAUCUCGCAGGUCACCCAAUGUCUGGCCAGCAUCCCCACCCACGCGAGCAAGCACCACGCCAACGCCCUGCAGGAGUCCGGCAAGGACAUCUCGGCCUACGCCAAGAUCGCCGCCCAGGAGUGGACGUACUUUGUCAAGCACCUCGUCGUCAACAUCGGCCGUGCCACCGAGGAUGUCCAGGCUCCGCCCCCGACCGACCCGGACCACAAGGACUUUGUGCACAUUGAUCUCGGCCCCAGCAAGGUCUUCUCCCGCAGGACCGCCGUCAUCUACUUCGACGCCGAUGCCAACCCGGACUCGGAGCACGGCAGCUGGUUCCUGCAGGUCAUGGGCCGCAACGGCUUGAAGGUGAAUGGCACCAUUCUUAAGAAGGACGACGAACCCCAUCUGCUGUCGAGCGGCGAGGUCAUCGAGGUCGGCGGCAUCGAGAUGAUGUUCGUCCUGCCUCCCAACCUGGGCGCCCUCCAUAUCCAUGACAUGUACACAUCGCGCAUCGGCCACGGACCGCCGCAGCCCGCCAAGCCGCUGAAGUCCAGUCCCGCACCAGAAUCGCGCACCGUCCUGCCGCUGCCAGUCCCGGAUCCCGUCGGCGCUCGUCAAGCCGGCCGCGGCCAGGCCGCAUCGCAGAGCUCCCUCCAGCAGCUCGCGCCUGCGCCUCCGGACUACAAACGCCCGGGCACUCCGCCCUCGGCUGCCCGGGGCCGCAGUAACGUUCUGCACCAGAAGUCGCCGGCCUACGGCAGCUCCGGCACCAUGCUGAUGAACCCGAAUGACGUCGACCUCAGCCUGGACGAGAACAAGCACAUCAAGCCGCUGUUCAGCUACGCCCAGAUGAUCACUCAGGCCAUCGUGAGCACGGUCGAGUCCAAGCUCAACUUGAACGGUAUAUAUCGCUACAUCAUGGAUCAUUACGCAUACUACAGGCAUCAACCACCCAGUGGGUGGCAGAAUUCGAUUCGCCACAACUUGUCUCUCAACAAGUCCUUCAGCAAGGCACCAAGGUCCACCGACGAGCCUGGCAAGGGCAUGAAAUGGGAGAUUGUCCCUGAGCAGAAGGAGGAGAUGAUCCGCACCGCGUAUAAGAUAGGCCGCGGCGGUCAUCGCGGAUCUUCUGCGCCGUCUUCCCCCAAUCAGCCCAGCCAGUUGAACUACAUCAACCAGGGCCCCAAGGAGAUGUCCAGCCGUGGGCCGGGCUCGGCGAGGAAGCGCAAGCUGUCCCCGGUUGCCUCGCCGCCGCCCAGCUCGUCGCUCAACCCGACACAGACACCCGAUCAUCGCUCACGAUAUGAUGCAACGGGUCCCGCCAGUUUCCAGGAUGGCAGUCCUCUGCCCCGGCCUCGAAAGGCUCUAAACGCCUCCAGCUCCUUCGCUACUUCCACCACCGACGGUCUUCCGCGCUCCCCUCCUACCCUGUCGUCCUCUUAUCUCCAGGACGAGGGCGCACCCUUCGUCACACCCGCACCGCAGCGUCUCCAUCCUCGUCUGGCGCCCCCGAGCACGGCCCAGAGACCCAGCCAACAUAUGCCCACCAGCUCGCCAGCCCCCUUCUGGAAGUACGCCGACAUUGGGAGCACGCCGCUGAGGGCUCUCCCCUUCGAUCCCAGCCCGUCGAAGCCGGCACUGCCUGGUAGCAGCAGCCCCCCGCCACCUGCCGAGGGCAGCCGCUCACCCCUCGCGAGCCCGACUCGCUCUACGGUCCGUGGGGAAUCCAAGGAGACGACCACGAUGGAGCCCGAGGAGGAAGAGGAGGAGACCGGCGGGUUUGAUCUCACCAAAGGUUUCCAGAGCAUCGGAGCCUACCAUGCGCCUAUCAGUCGCGGGCUAGGUGUGCCGAGAGCCAACGGUCGCUAG
Messenger RNA from Neoarthrinium moseri, 2052 nucleotides. RefSeq lists its product as uncharacterized. Gene Ontology annotation, molecular function: RNA polymerase II cis-regulatory region sequence-specific DNA binding; DNA-binding transcription factor activity, RNA polymerase II-specific; protein binding. Lineage: Eukaryota; Fungi; Ascomycota; Sordariomycetes; Amphisphaeriales; Apiosporaceae. The transcript has 4 exons. The record is from RefSeq and is a predicted model, not a curated record. The coding region runs from base 1 to 2052 and encodes 683 amino acids. Gene Ontology annotation, biological process: regulation of transcription by RNA polymerase II.